AUGUAAUAGUAUUAAGAUAACUUAAACUUCUAGAAAGGUAUAUGAAUAUCUUUAUUAAAAGCUUUCAUGUAAAAUUUUGGCUAGCUUUUAAGAUAUAACAAUUUAUUAAGAUAAAUCAAAUUAUAAAGUGGACAAACAAUUAUUAAUGUAGAUAAGUGUCUUCAAAUGAAAGUGAAUAACAAAUUAUACAAAGGAUUAAAAAUUGGGAAAGAGAAAGUUAGUGAUCCUUUCUAGAGGCAUAAUAAUUCCACCUGUUUUUAUAAUUAAGGUUUAUUGUAAAUAAAAUAUAUCUUAGCAAAAGCUUUAAUUUUUUAAUUAUUGUUUAAAAAAAUAGAAAAAGUUAAUACAGUUGAAGAGAAAGAGGCGUAUUAUGAUUCAUAUAUUCAGAAAAACCCUGAAAUCGGUGACGAUUAUAUAACGAAAGGUAUAAAUUAAAAAGUAUGUUUUCUUAGCUAGUGCAUUAUUUAAAAUGAAUAGAUUUGAAGAAGCAUUGGAGUAUUUUAAUUAAGCUAUUCAGAAAAAUCCAGAAAAUGCAGAGUAUUAUAAAUGCAAAGGUAUAAAUUAAUGAUGUAUUUUUUCUUAGCGAUUGCCUUAGAAUAGAUGAAUAGAUUUGAAGAAGCAUUGGAAUUGUAUGAUUAAGCUAUUAAGAAAAACCCAAAAAAGGCAGAUUAUUAUAAUGACAAAGGUAUAAUAUAUAGAUGUAUAAUUUCUUAGCAAUUGCCUUAGAAUAGAUGAAUAGAUUUGAAGAAGCAUUGGAGUAUUUUGAUUCAGCUAUUCAGAAAAACCCAGAAGAUGCAGAUUUUUAUAAUGGAAAAGGUAGAAUAUAAUGAUUAUAUUUUCUUAGCGAUUGUUUUAUUCAAAAUGAAUAGAUUUGAAGAAGCAUUGGAGUAUUUUAAUUAAGCUAUUCAGAAAAAUCCAGAAAAUGCAGAGUAUUAUAAAUGUAAAGGUAUAAUAAAAUAAUGAUGUAUAUUUUCUUAGCGAAUGCUUUAAAGAAAAUGAAGAGAUUUGAAGAAGCAUUGGAGAAUUAUAAUUCAGCUAUUCAGAAAAACCCAGAAAAAGCAGAUCAUUUUUAUGGCAAAGGUAUAUAUAUUAAUGAUGUAUAUUUUCUUAGCGAUUACCUUAGAAUAGAUGAAUAGAUUUGAUGAAGCAUUAAAGUAUUAUGAUUCAGCUAUUCAAAAAAACUCAGAAAAGGCAGAUUAUUAUUAUAGUAAAGGUAUAAAAUAAUGAUGUAUAUUCUAAGCGAUUACCUUAAAGAAAUUGAAUAGAUUAGAAGAAGCAUUGGAGUAUUAUAAUUUAGCGAUUCAGAAAAACCCAGAAAAAGCAGAUCAUUUUUAUGGAAAAGGUAUAUAUUAAUUAAGUAUAUUUUCUAAGCGAUUGCCUUAGAAUAGAUGAAUAGAUUUGAUGAAGCAUUGGAGUAUUUUGAUUCAGCUAUUCAGAAAAACCCAGAGAAAGCAGAUUAUUAUUAUAACAAAGGUAUAAAUUAAUGAUGAUUAUUUUCUUAGCACUUGCCUUAUUCAAGAUGAAUAGACUUGUAUAAGCAUUGAAGUAUUAUAAUUCAGCUAUUCAGUAAAACCCCAAAAAGGCAGACUAUUAUAAUGGAAAAGGUAUAAUAUAAUUAUGUAUGUUUUCUUAGCGAUUACGUUAGAAAAGAUGAAUAGAUUUGAAGAAGCAUUGGAGUAUUAUGAUUUAGCUAUUCAGAAAAACUCAGAAGAUGCAAAUUUUUAUUAUGGAAAAGGUAGAAUAUUAUUAUGUAUAUUUUGUUAGCGAUUGCCUUAUUCAAGAUGAAUAGAUUUAAAGAAGCAUUGGAGUAUUAUGAUUCAGCUAUUUAGAUAAACCCAGAAGAUGGAGAUUAUUAUAAAUGCAAAGGUAUAAAUUAAUGAUGUAUAUUGUCUUAGCGAUUGCGUUAUUCAAGAUGAAUAGAUUUGUAGAAGCAUUGGAGUAUUAUAAUUUAGCUAUUCAGAAAAACCCAUAAAAAGCAGAUAAUAUAAUUGGCAAAGGUAUACAUUAAUAAUGUAUAUUAACUCAGCAAUUAUCUUACAGUAAAUGAAUAGAUUUGAAGAAUCAUUGAAGCAUUGUGAUUCAGCUAUUCAGAAAAAUCCAGAAAAUGCAGAGUAUUAUAAAUGCAAAGGUAUAAAAUAUGAUGUAUAUUUUUUAGCGAUUGCCUUAUUCAAGAUGAAUAGACUUGAAGAAGCAUUGGAUUAUUUUGAUUCAGCUAUUCAGAAAAACCCAGAAGAUGGAGAUUAUUAUAAAUGCAAAGGUAUAAAUUAAUGAUGUAUAUUUUAUUAGCGGCUGCCUUAGAAAAGAUGAAUAGAUUAGAUGAAGCAUUGUAGCAUUAUGAUUCAGCUAUACAGAAAUACCCAGAAAAGGCAGAUUUUUAUUAUGGAAAAGGUUGAAUAUAAUUAUGUAUUUUUUCUUAGCGAUUGUGUUAUUCAAGAUGAAUAGAUUUAUAGAAGCAUUGGAGUAUUAUGAUUUAGCUAUUCAGAAUAACCCUGAAGAUGUAGAAUAUUAUUAUGGAAAAGGUAUAAAUUAAUAAUGUAUAUUUUCUUAGCGAUUGCCUUGGCAAAGAUAGAUAGAUUUUAAGAAGCUUUGUAAUAUUUUGAUAUAGCUAUUCAGAAAAAUCCAGAAAAGGCAGAUUAUUUUAAUGGAAAAGGUAUAAAUAAAUGAUUUAUAUUUUCUUAGCGACUACCUUACGUUCUAUGAAUAGAUUUGAGGAAGCUUUGGAAUAUUAUGAUUUGGUUAUUCAGAAAAACCCAGAAAAAGCAGAUCAUUUUUAUGGCAAAGGUAUAAAUUAAUGAUGUUAAUUUUCUUAGCGAUUGCCUUACAAGAGAUGAAUAGACUUGAAGAAGCAUUGGAUUAUUUCGAUUUAGCCCUUCAGAAAAAUCCAGAAGAUGAAGAUUAUUAUAAAUGCAAAGGUAUAAAUUAAUUAUGUAUAUUUGCUUAGCGAUUGCUUUAGCAAAGAUGAAUAGAUUUGAAGAAGCAUUGGAGUAUUUUGAUUCAGCUAUUCAGAGAAACCCAGAAGAUGGAGAUUAUUAUAAAUGCAAAGGUAUAAAUUAAUUAUUUAUAUUUUCUUAGCGCUUGCCUUAGAAUAGUUGAAUAGAUUUGAAGAAUCUUUGGAAUAUUAUGAUUCAGCUAUUCAGAAAAACCCAGAAAUGGCAGAAUAUUAUUAUGGCAAAGGUAGAAAUUUAUGAUGUAUAUUUUCUUAGCGAAUAUCUUAAAGAAAAUGAAUAGAUUUGAAGAAGCUUUGGAUUAAUAUGACACAGCUAUACAGAAAAACCCAGAAAAUGCAGAUUAAUAUUAUGGCAAAGGUAUAAAUUAAUGAUGUUUAUUUUCUUAGCGAAUGCCUUACGUUCCAUUAAUAGAUUUGAAGAAGCUUUGGAAUAUUAUGAUUCAGCUAUUUAUAAAAACCCAGAAAUAGCAGACUAUUAUAAUGGCAAAGGUAUAAAUUUAAUGUUAUAUAUUUUCUUAGCGAUUACCUUACAAUAGAUAAAUAGAUUUGAAGAAGCAUUAGAAUAUUUUGAUUCAGCUAUUCAGAAAAACCCAGAAAAUUCUGAUAAUUAUUUUGGCAAAGGUAUAAAUUCAUGAUGUUUAUUUUCUUAGCGAUUGCCUUCCGUUUCAUGAAUAGAUUUGAAGAAGCUUUGGAAUAUUAUGAUUCAGCUAUUCAGAAAAAUCCAGAAAAGGCUGAUUAUUAUAAUGGCAAAGGUAUAAAUUAAUGAUGUUUAUUUUCUUAGCGAUUGCCUUACGUUCCAUUAAUAGAUUUGAAGAAGCUUUGGAAUAUUAUGAUUCAGCUAUUCAGAAAAAUCCAGAAAAGGCUGAUUAUUAUAAUGGCAAAGGUAUAAAUUAAUGAUGUUUAUUUUCUUAGCGAUUGCCUUACGUUCCAUUAAUAGAUUUGAAGAAGCUUUGGAAUAUUAUGAUUCAGCUAUUCAGAAAAAUCCAGAAAAGGCUGAUUAUUAUAAUGGCAAAGGUAUAAAUUAAUGAUGUUUAUUUUCUUAGCGAUUGCCUUACGUUCCAUUAAUAGAUUUGAAGAAGCUUUGGAAUAUUAUGAUUCAGCUAUUCAGAAAAAUCCAGAAAAGGCUGAUUAUUAUAAUGGCAAAGGUAUAAAUUAAUGAUGUUUAUUUUCUUAGCGAUUGCCUUACGUUCCAUUAAUAGAUUUGAAGAAGCUUUGGAAUAUUAUGAUUCAGCUAUUCAGAAAAAUCCAGAAAAGGCUGAUUAUUAUAAUGGCAAAGGUAUAAAUUAAUGAUGUUUAUUUUCUUAGCGAUUGCCUUACGUUCCAUUAAUAGAUUUGAAGAAGCUUUGGAAUAUUAUGAUUCAGCUAUUCAGAAAAAUCCAGAAAAGGCUGAUUAUUAUAAUGGCAAAGGUAUAAAUUAAUGAUGUUUAUUUUCUUAGCGAUUGCCUUACGUUCCAUUAAUAGAUUUGAAGAAGCUUUGGAAUAUUAUGAUUCAGCUAUUCAGAAAAAUCCAGAAAAGGCUGAUUAUUAUAAUGGCAAAGGUAUAAAUUAAUGAUGUUUAUUUUCUUAGCGAUUGCCUUACGUUCCAUUAAUAGAUUUGAAGAAGCUUUGGAAUAUUAUGAUUCAGCUAUUCAGAAAAAUCCAGAAAAGGCUGAUUAUUAUAAUGGCAAAGGUAUAAAUUAAUGAUGUUUAUUUUCUUAGCGAUUGCCUUACGUUCCAUUAAUAGAUUUGAAGAAGCUUUGGAAUAUUAUGAUUCAGCUAUUCAGAAAAAUCCAGAAAAGGCUGAUUAUUAUAAUGGCAAAGGUAUAAAUUAAUGAUGUUUAUUUUCUUAGCGAUUGCCUUACGUUCCAUUAAUAGAUUUGAAGAAGCUUUGGAAUAUUAUGAUUCAGCUAUUCAGAAAAAUCCAGAAAAGGCUGAUUAUUAUAAUGGCAAAGGUAUAAAUUAAUGAUGUUUAUUUUCUUAGCGAUUGCCUUACGUUCCAUUAAUAGAUUUGAAGAAGCUUUGGAAUAUUAUGAUUCAGCUAUUCAGAAAAAUCCAGAAAAGGCUGAUUAUUAUAAUGGCAAAGGUAUAAAUUAAUGAUGUUUAUUUUCUUAGCGAAUGCCUUACGUUCCAUUAAUAGAUUUGAAGAAGCUUUGGAAUAUUAUGAUUCAGCUAUUUAUAAAAACCCAGAAAUAGCAGACUAUUAUAAUGGCAAAGGUAUAAAUUUAAUGUUAUAUAUUUUCUUAGCGAUUACCUUACAAUAGAUAAAUAGAUUUGAAGAAGCAUUAGAAUAUUUUGAUUCAGCUAUUCAGAAAAACCCAGAAAAUUCUGAUAAUUAUUUUGGCAAAGGUAUAAAUUCAUGAUGUUUAUUUUCUUAGCGAUUGCCUUCCGUUUCAUGAAUAGAUUUGAAGAAGCUUUGGAAUAUUAUGAUUCAGCUAUUCAGAAAAAUCCAGAAAAGGCUGAUUAUUAUAAUGGCAAAGGUAUAAAUUAAUGAUGUUUAUUUUCUUAGCGAUUGCCUUACGUUCCAUUAAUAGAUUUGAAGAAGCUUUGGAAUAUUAUGAUUCAGCUAUUCAGAAAAAUCCAGAAAAGGCUGAUUAUUAUAAUGGCAAAGGUAUAAUAUAAUGAUGUAUAUUUUCUUAGCGAUUACUUUACGUUUCAUGAAUAGAUUUGCAGAAGCUUUGGAUUAUUAUGAUUUAGCUAUUCAAAACAAUCCAGAAAAUGCAGAGUACUAUAAAUGCAAAGGUAUAAAUUAAUGAUGUAUAUUUUCUUAGCGAUUGCCUUAUAAUAGAUGAAUAGAUUUGAAGAAGCAUUGUAAUAUUUUGAUUAAGCUAUUCAGAAAAACCCAGAAAAUGCUGAUAAUUUUUUUGGUAAAGGUAUAAAUUCUUGAUGAAAAUUUUCUUAGCGAUUACCUUACAUUAAAUGAAUAGAUUUGAAGAAGCAUUGGAGUAUUAUGAUUUAGCCAUUCAGCAAAACCCAAAAAAUGUAGAGUAUUAUAAAUGUAAAGGUAUAUAUUAAUAAAGUAUAUUAUUUUAGCGCUUAUCUUAGAGAACAUGAAUAGAUUUGAAGAAGCAUUGGAGUAAUAUGAUUUAGUUAUUCAGAAAAGCCCAUUAAAUUAAGAAUGUUUGAAUAAUACAGGUAUAUUUAACAAAUUAAGUCUUCUAGAGUUAUCUGAAAAAUCAUUUUGUGAAAUACAAUAACCAUUAUUAUUCUAAGAUUUCAAUUUUGAAUCUAUACAACCUAGUAAGGAUUGA
Molecule: messenger RNA, 6174 nt
Organism: Paramecium pentaurelia
Lineage: Eukaryota; Ciliophora; Oligohymenophorea; Peniculida; Parameciidae
Source: the annotation of a GenBank genome assembly